AUGUUCGACGGAUUUGUUGUCCCAGAUAAGCCCAGCGAACCCGAAGCAGAUGAAUGUUGCAUGUCGGGAUGUGCCAUAUGCGUGUACGAUCUAUAUGCUGCAGCACUUGAGGAUUACAAGCUAGCUAUGGAGGCACUGCGAACUACGUUAAUGGCGCGCAAAAUACCGGAAAAGGAGUGGCCUGAAGACGUAAGAGCUGCUGGACCACGAAAUGAAAAUAAAAGGGCAAAACAAGAUCCUUUACGAGACAUCACGCUCAAUGCAUUCGAAGCACUCGAACGCUCACUGCGAGAGAAGCAGGAGAGAGAUAAAUCUGGCAUGGGCCCCGGCGUGGAUGGGCGACCUGCCCCAUCCGCGAGGCGAAGUAGAAGGACGUCAAUAACAAGUAUUGGCGCGGUAUCGGAGGCGAUACGAUGGGUGCUGUAUAGCAACCGAUAA
Laetiporus sulphureus 93-53 is the source of this 438-nucleotide messenger RNA. RefSeq lists its product as uncharacterized. Gene Ontology annotation, cellular component: mitochondrion. The transcript has 3 exons. Lineage: Eukaryota; Fungi; Basidiomycota; Agaricomycetes; Polyporales; Laetiporaceae. Bases 1 to 438 code for a protein of 145 amino acids. The record is from RefSeq and is a predicted model, not a curated record.